AUGCCACAGAGCUCAAUCAUCGUCGACCCCGAUAACGGCCGCAGGUAUCAUUCAUAUCAUGAGGGGGAAUAUCUCCUGCCUAAUGAUGAAAUGGAACAAGAUCGUCUCGAUUUAACCCACCACAUUUACUUGAUGAUUAUGAAUGGGGCCCUUCAUCUAGCACCGGUCAAGACUCCCGCGAGAGUGCUAGAUCUCGGCACCGGCACAGGUAUAUGGGCAAUCGAUUUUUCGGAGUACGUUCACCUGGCAUGCCACUUCUUAUGGCACCUCGCUGACAAUAUGAUGUGA
Messenger RNA from Penicillium canescens, 288 nucleotides. Its product is annotated as S-adenosyl-L-methionine-dependent methyltransferase. The record is from RefSeq and is a predicted model, not a curated record. The transcript is spliced from 4 exons. Bases 1 to 288 code for a protein of 95 amino acids. Lineage: Eukaryota; Fungi; Ascomycota; Eurotiomycetes; Eurotiales; Aspergillaceae.